Messenger RNA from Penicillium argentinense, 1521 nucleotides. RefSeq names its product putative xylosidase/arabinosidase. The transcript is spliced from 2 exons. The record is from RefSeq and is a predicted model, not a curated record. Lineage: Eukaryota; Fungi; Ascomycota; Eurotiomycetes; Eurotiales; Aspergillaceae. The coding region runs from base 1 to 1521 and encodes 506 amino acids. Gene Ontology annotation, molecular function: hydrolase activity, hydrolyzing O-glycosyl compounds. Gene Ontology annotation, biological process: carbohydrate metabolic process.
AUGGAGCGUUGCUCGGUAAAGCCGAUCAUCCCAGGAUUUGCCCCCGAUCCUUCAAUCUGUUGCAUCGAGGGCACUUUCUUCCUUGUCAAUUCUAGCUUCCACCUGUUCCCUGGUCUCCCCAUCUAUUCCUCUCGUGACCUGAUCACAUGGAAACAUAUCGGGAAUGCCAUCAACCGACCAUCCCAACUAUCACUGAAGAGAGCAGGAACUUGGAUUACUACUUGGGACGAUGGAACAGCUAUGGUUGCUACAGGGGGUCUCUAUGCCCCGACGAUUCGACACCACCGGGGUGUAACGUAUAUUAUCUGCACGAAUGUCAUCCACGAUUCUGCGAUGCCUGGCGACGAGCACAGUGAACAGUUUAUAAUUUGCGCCCAAGACAUCUUUGCUGAUAAAUGGUCCGACCCGGUGGUCUUCCCAUUUCCUGGGAUUGACCCCUCUUUACUAUUCGAUGACGAGAAGGUGUAUGUGCAGUUAUGCAAGACCGGUGUCACCUUCGAGAUCUUCAACAUGGAGAUUGACAUCACGAGAGGCCAAGUGCUCGCCGGGCCCUCCCUUAUUUGGAAAGGAUGGUCACGAUCCUACACGGAGGGUCCCCAUGUUUACAAAAAGGACGGCUGGUAUUACCUACUCUGUGCCGAAGGCGGGACCUUUCAAUGUCACAUGCUCACCAUGGCGCGCUCGAGGAGCAUCUGGGGCCCAUUUGAGGCCUAUGAUCGCAACCCGCUCUCUACGGCAAAUGGUACCAAUCAUUAUAUUCAGCACACUGGCCAUGGCGAUUUCUUUCAGGAUGGCCAAGAGAACUGGUGGGUGGUUAUGCUCGGUGUUCGGAAGAAAUACGGGCGUUCCAUUAUGGGCAGAGAAUCGUUCUUGACCUCUGUUGUAUGGGAUGACGAUGGAUGGCCAUCCAUCAUGCCCAUUUUAGGUGAUAACCAGAAAAUCAAGUCUAAAUUCGAUCAAUCCCGUUCCUCUCGUGCGGCUUGGGUCUAUCUGAGAGACCCUAGGUUGGAGGAUUAUCAUAUGUAUAGUGACGGCCAAAUCACGCUUCGCGCCAGCCCCGUCGGAUUGACCAGUUCGGAGGGGGCUAUCAGUUUUGUCGGCCAAAGGCAGCGGGAGCUCAAGGGUACUUCCACCGUGACUUUAAUAAACAUUGGAGAUCCAAUUCCAAUGAACGCUGGUCUUGUUCUUUAUAAGGAUGAGUACCGGUUUUGGGGAAUAUCCUACAAUUUUCGGAAUCGACAGGUCGUCUUCGAAGGAAUCAAUCGAGCCAGUUCUUAUGAGAUGAAACAACCGGUGCCGGUCAGCCUGGAGAAGGCACUGAAUUUCAAAAUUUCAUACAACGAGGAUCACGUUCGUUUCUUCUUCAAGAAUUCCCAAGGACCCUGGCAAUUUGUGCAAGCCGUGGACACCGCUGUGAUGACCAACUUUGACUUCACAGGUCCAAUAAUCGGGAUUUUCGCUGAAGGUGAUCAUGGUGAGGCCAACUUCAAAAACUUCAUUAUUGAUGCUCCGGAUGACUAG